UUCAGUUUUUAGGGGCCUGCAAGAAACGAAAACAAGGUGCAUGUAGCUAGGCUGAACUGUUUAUUUUCACCGUAUUUAUAUUACAUCAGAGGCGGGUGUAGCUUAUCAACAAAUGAGAGUAAAUGAUCAGUUUUGAUCGAUACUGCAGAUGUGAGUGUCGAAAUGCAGCUGUCGGCAGCAGCAUACAGUGAAGCUGGAUCGAUGCCUGCACCAGGGAGCAGCCAUGCACAGCGUGUCCUGUCCUCCCUGAACCAGCAGAGGGCAGUAGGGAAGUUUUGUGAUGCAGUGUUGAAUGUGGGAGGCGGGGUGGUCUACCUCGCCCAUCGCAACAUCCUCGCCUGUUUCAGUGAACUGUUCCAGCAGCCCAGCAUGCCUGCCUCACCCUGCAUGGAGUUCUGCCUUCAAGAGUGCCCCAACGACGGCCUGGAGCUGCUCCUGAACUUCGUCUACACCGGGGAGCUGAAGCUGGAUCCCAACAACCUGGACAAGGUGCAGCACGCAGCGUCCAGGCUGUGUGUACCAGAGGCGCUUGCACUCUGUCAGCAGUUCAAGGAGACAUCUGCGGAUCCUGCGCCUUUAAAGCGGAAAAGAGGAAGACCUAGAAAGUCUGCAUCAAACACAGCCCCUCACUGUUCAGUCAAAGAAGAGAACUCGCUUACAGUCACAAAAGACGAGUCCAGUUUUGAUGCUGAUGCAGCCACUUUAAGCACAGCUGUCACCACUACCACCACCACCACCACCACCACCCGUUCUGGGCGUGUGGUGAAGGGCCCCAGGCGACUCGUGACUGAUGAGAGCCCAAACACUGAUUUUACAGCCACAGAAAUAGCCGGCAAGAAGGUCCCGAAUAAUCCUGUGGGGAGAGAAGGUGGUGAUGUUGUGGAUAAUCAAAAACCAGAUCAGCCGGGUGGUGAAACUGAGGUAUAAUACAUGAACAUAAGCAUGAAAAGGCGAUUACAGCAGAGGAAGAAGAAGGAAGAAGAUGAUGAUGAUGAUGAAGUGGGGGAUUUGGAGGGGAUCACCGAAGGCUCAGACGAGGAGUACGUGCCCGUUGCCGAGCCGGCUUCUUCAGCCCCAUCCACAUCAACGGCACGGAAACGCAAGGCUCAGAAUAAGGUGGAGAAGAUUGAGAACGGUGAGGCCGUGGAGGAAGACUCCAAGAAGGACUGUGUUCAGUGUCCCAUCUGUGACAAAUCCUUCAAGAGCAAAUAUUACCUCAAAGUCCACAACAGGCGGCACACAGGGGAGAGGCCCUUUGGUUGCCUUAAAUGUGGAAAGAGGUACUUCAGGAAGGAGAAUCUCUUAAUACAUGAGAUCAGAGACUGUGCAAGAGCACAGAUGUACACCUGCCUGACAUGCUCCUCAACAUUUAGUGGGAGAGAGCAGCUUCGUUUGCACAUCGUGUCCCACACAGGAGAUAUGCCCCACAAGUGUUCAUCGUGUUCUGAACAAUUUAUGUACAAGAAAAACUUGACGAUUCACAUGAUGAAGAUCCAUGGUUAUCCUAAACCACAUGCAUGUCCGCAGUGCCCCAAAACGUUCUUAACUCGGACAGAGCUGCGUGUGCAUGAAGCAGCCAAACAUCGAGGUGAAAAGCCGUUUGUGUGCGAGGAGUGCGGCCACCGAGCGUCCAGUCGAAACGGCCUGCAGAUGCAUAUCAAAGCCAUUCACCGAAAUGAGCGCCCUUUCGUGUGUAACUUAUGUGGCCAUGCAUUCUCCCAGAAGAACAACCUCAACAUGCACCUGCGUAUUCAUAGUGGUGAGAAGCCGUACCAGUGUCAUCUCUGUGGCAAAACCUUCAGGACGCAAGCCAGUCUAGAUAAACACCACCGGACGCACACUGGCGAGCGUCCCUUCAGCUGUGAUGUCUGUGAGCAGCGAUUCCCAGAAAAAGGCGCCCUCGUCCGCCACAAGGCCAGCAAGCACGAAGAGGGUCGUCCCCACUGUUGUCACAUCUGUGGCAAAACCUUCAAAGCGAGGGAGCAACUUCGUGUUCAUCUGCGCCGCCAUAAAGGCAUGAGGAAGUUUGAGUGCAUAGACUGUGGCUACAAGUUCACCCGACAGGCACACCUGAGACGACACAUUCAGAUCCACAAACGGACUGAGAACUACAACCCCCGGCAGAGGAAGCUAAGGAACGUGAUAGUGCAGGAUGUCGACGGGAGUUCUGGUGAGAACGAAGCAACUAAAACGGUGGGAGCCUCACUGAUCUGUGAGCAGACAGAUUACCCCGCAGACGCUAGCGACAUCCAGGAACCCACAAACCCAGAGAACGACUCCUCGACGGGCCUCGGCUCAAGCUGCAUCAUGAGAGUGGUGAUUGAGUCGGGCAACGCGGUGAUGGAGGAGGUGGUGUCCAAUCAGAACCUGGGACACGUUGAGGCAGCGGAGAGUUUCUCUGUGCCGGAAGUCUUGCAGCAAACGCAGCUGGUCGCUGAGCCGUACGAGUCCACAGUGGAUAUGGAGGGAAUCGUUGAGAACAUACCAGAGAGGAAGACCUGAGGACUGAAAGCACCAGAGACAAAGUGAAGCCCAAUCAGAGUUCAGAGUUCAGGUUAAUGUGAAGACUGCUUCCCUAAAGGAGAAGCACAAAAGUGUGAUACAGAUGGUGAAGCACAGCCUGAAACAUUUGGCCUUACAGAUCCAAAGAUGAAACUGCAACAAAGUCAGCUACCGUAAGUUUCCAGACCUGCAACAGAAGAGUAGCAAGUAACUUUCAUGCUUUUAGUAGUUUAUACACAGUAAAUGAACUGCAUGCAUGUAGAAACUGCUUGAAUGUGAAAUAAUUUGUUUUACUAAAGGAGCUAUUUGUAAGUUUUGCUAUUGCUACAUAGCUAAUGUUACCAUUAAGAGCUGUUUAUUCACCAGUCUAGAAGAAAUCUGAGUUAGCAAAUUGAUUCCUUUGCUUGCCGAGAGCUGUCUCCAGCAGUGGAAAGAAACGCAAGUUUUUUUUUCUUUUGAAAGGUUAGCAUGCUACCUAGCUAGCCCCAGCCUGACUAGCCAGUCUAAUCACUUUCUAGUACUCAUUGUAAUGUCCAGACUGACCUUAAGAAGCAGCACAACCUCUUGCAUCUGACCAUCACCUCCACCUGCUCCUGGUGAGAAACCAUGUUUAGAGGCAGAGAAAACUUACAAAUAACUUCUUUAAGCCUCCUUUUUAUCAGUGUGCCUACUGCAGCAGGACUCAGAAAAUCAGAAAAAACUUUUCUUCGAUGGUGUUCACAUUUGUUAAUGAAGGUAUUAAAAGGAAUAGUUGGACAUUUUGGAAAAUGUAUUUAAUCUCUUUAUGGUGGAGGAUUAGAUGAGAAGCUCUCUACUCCUCCCAUAUCUGACCAUUUAAUUUAUGGCUACAGCAAGAAGCUAGUUAGCUUAGCAUAGCUAAGGUUAGCAUAAAGACUGGAAAUAGGGAUAAACAGCUAGCCUGGCUCUGUCAGUAGUUUUUGUUGAGAAUUGUUUUAACGCUUAAGGUCUUGUAUGUAAAGAUAUAUGACUUGCUAAUUAAUUAGCUUUAAAGGUGCUAGUAGAUUUUGUUAUCAUUUGACAGAGGCUGAGUUUCCAGUCUUUAUGUUAAGCUAAGCUAACCAGCUACUUACUGUAGCUUCACAGUUAACAAAAAGACAAAGGUGUUACUGUUUUUCUCAUCUAACUCUCAAAAAGAAAGUGAAUAAACAUUUUCCAAAAUGUCAGACCUGGUUUAAGUACCCUGUGGAGUUUCUGAACACUAGUGGCACUAUGGAGCAAUGUGUUUAUAAGCAAGUAUGAUUUGAUUAUAAGAUGCAUUAAACUGAGGACAUGGACGACCAAGUUUGCAAAAGUUGGGGACAAUAACAUUCAAAGAAGUGUAAAAAUGCCUCUACAAAGGCAGUGAAGAACAAGACUGCUAGAACAAGACUGCUUGAAAACAAUGCAGGAUUUUUUUUAAAAGAGAAAAAGAAAAUACAUUCAGUGCAUUCCCUACACCUAAAGGUUACACACAAUGCAUUCUGGUGAGAAUCACUAAAGGAAAACAUCACUUAUAAUUUGUUUACAACUCCACAGGGUGCCUUAAAUGGAAGAAGGUCAAGGGUUGUCUUAUUUACAAUAUUGUCAGUCAACUUGGGUCAUAAAACAUGUAUACUAUUUACAGAUAUCAGAACUUACUUAGAAUUAAUAUGCCACACAGGUUUGUGAUUUUAUGAUACACAGUUUUCUGAGUGAAUGCAUUAACUUACACUUGCUAUUUAUAAAACACUUAAUGCAUUUAUUGUUUUUUCUCACUCUGCCACAGCUAAUGUCCAUUGUUUAUGAGAAAUAUAAGUGAGCAUUUGCAUCCUGCUAACAGCUCAUCACAUGUGACUCAGCAGAAUAAACUCUCAGACCUGCC
This is a messenger RNA of Lates calcarifer (barramundi perch), 4363 nucleotides long. It is a transcript of the gene zbtb48, whose product is annotated as zinc finger and BTB domain containing 48. Gene Ontology annotation, biological process: regulation of transcription by RNA polymerase II. Gene Ontology annotation, molecular function: protein binding; RNA polymerase II cis-regulatory region sequence-specific DNA binding; DNA-binding transcription factor activity, RNA polymerase II-specific. The record is from RefSeq and is a predicted model, not a curated record. NCBI's taxonomy places the organism in Eukaryota, Metazoa, Chordata, Actinopteri, Centropomidae.